CCAGUGCGUAAUACUUAAUUUGCCAUUUGGUGUUGUGUUUUGCUUUAGUCUGAAGUGCAUAGUUCGUCUGUGCGUUUGUGUUAAGUUAGCACACAGCUAACACUAAAUAACAUAUACACCUGUUGUAUUACAAGGUGAUACUGAUACAGUUGAAAAUGGAUUUCAACGACAAAGUUGUUCUUAUCACCGGCGCCAGUUCUGGAAUCGGCGCAGCGACAGCGAUACACUUCUCAAAACUGUCUGCGAGUUUAGCACUCGUCGGCCGCAAAGAGAACAACCUGAAAAGAAUUGCUCUGUACUGCGAAAAGGCUAAAGCUAUAAAACCUCUGACUAUAGUGGCUGAUGUUACAGAUGAUUCGGCUUUAGAGCGGAUUGUAACAGAAACUAUUGAUAACUUCGGUAAGAUAGACGUUUUGAUCAAUAACGCUGGAGUUAUUGCCAUGGGAGGACUAAAGACGUCUGAUGUUGAUACUUACGACAAGGUUAUGGCCGUAAAUAUGAGAGCAGUAUUCCAAUUGACAAAACUCUUCACACAGCACCUUGUGGAAAGCAAAGGUUGUAUUGUCAACGUAUCCAGUAUUCUCAGUACUAAAGUUACUACACAGUCGUUAGCCUACAGCUUGUCGAAGGCUGCUUUGGAUCAGUUCACAAAAUGCGUCGCUUUAGAAUUGGCGCCAGAUGGUGUAAGAGUCAACUCAGUGAACCCGAGUUACGUGAAAACUAAUUUGUUGAAAGACAUCGGUUUAACAGACGAUCAAUUGGAUUUGUACACGCAGAAUUUUGUUAGUAAGACGCCCCUUAAGAAGUUGGUGGAAGGUGAUGAGGUUGCGAGCCUCAUUGCGUUUUUGGCGAGUGAUAAAGCCAAGAGCAUCACUGGAACCUGUGCUGCAAUAGAUGCUGGGAAAUCGUUAAGCUAAUAAUUUUAUUACAUGCGUCGUUUCAACCGUUUUUGUCAUACCUAUGUGGCUUUUUGGGAUAUCCACUCUUCGGUCUUUAGCCUAUUUCCAUUGAUCUUGAUAACCUGUUCUUAAGAUGGAUUGAUGGCGGUUUAUUAAUAUGAGACACAAGACAGAACCGUACUACAGCAGAAUUAAGAGACACGGUUGUUCCCUUACAGCUUAUGGGAUUUAAUUUAUAGAAUACCAAAGGAGUCGCAGUAUCGCGUAGUUCCGCUGCUUAAUUAAUGCAUUUGGCAUUGAACGCGGAAAAAUCUAACAAUAUGGAUGCUACUCUAGCGUAGCAUCAGCAUGCCCAGCUUCUGGGAGUAGCAAGUGAGAUUUUUUAAGGUCAGAUCAUCCGCGGCUGUUUUGUGAUUUUUUUCAGAGGGCCCUCUAUAAUCGAUUCUGAAGCCAGACUGUUUCAAUUGUUCAUUUUUACUGUCUGUCUGUAGCUUGGGCAUCAUACAUUUUUCAAGAGUUUAUUUAUUACUUUCUAGUCUUGCGGGUUACCGGCACAACCCAGCUUUUUUUCUUCGAUAGUGACUUGUUUUGUUCCUAAAAAGUUGGCGAAAAUUAUCUGCCAGUUUAUUUUGAUUAUAAUCGAAGAAAUGUUUACUAUACUAAUCACAACUAGGUAAUAACAUAUUCUAUUAAUUCGUCUUUAAUUAAAUAAUUUAUUGUUAAUGUAAUUAAUAGCUACAGGAAAAUCGCAUUCUCCGUAGAACUACUUCUACUUCAAAGAGGUACAUAGUGUAAAUAUAUAAAGUAUACCUUCAGUAUUUUAUUAAGUGGGUAUGUAGGUACUAUACAAAUUAACAAGUAAAACAAAUAAGCGUAGGUAAUUCCUGAAGUAGUUGCGAUUUUUGUGACAGAGCUCGUCCGGGGAAAUACUGUCGCCAUGCCGUUAAGCAGCAUUGUUGCAAUCUGUGUGCCGGUCUGAAGUGCGUGAUUGCCGGUGUAUCUACAGGCUCAUGAAGUUUAACCUGCUCACGUUGAUGGACACAGAGUGGCAUGUUGCAGGACCUGCCCCUUGGGCGAUGGUUUUAUAGGCGAUGGUUUCCGCUUACCAAAAGCAAGGCUAGCACGGGCGGGAGAUAAAAAUUAUAU
Molecule: messenger RNA, 2045 nt
Organism: Pararge aegeria (speckled wood butterfly)
Lineage: Eukaryota; Metazoa; Arthropoda; Insecta; Lepidoptera; Nymphalidae
Exons: 1
Coding region: 156-917 (253 amino acids)
Source: RefSeq, a predicted model, not a curated record